Protomyces lactucae-debilis is the source of this 1711-nucleotide messenger RNA. Its product is annotated as WD40-repeat-containing domain protein. Gene Ontology annotation, biological process: rRNA processing. Bases 71 to 1612 code for a protein of 513 amino acids. Gene Ontology annotation, molecular function: protein binding. Lineage: Eukaryota; Fungi; Ascomycota; Taphrinomycetes; Taphrinales; Protomycetaceae. The transcript has a single exon. Gene Ontology annotation, cellular component: small-subunit processome; Pwp2p-containing subcomplex of 90S preribosome. The record is from RefSeq and is a predicted model, not a curated record.
CGACAUCUGCAAAGGCGACGAGAAUAUAUAAGCUUGUACAGGUCAGAUCACUUCGAGCAGAGCGGACCCGAUGUCUACCAAGACGCAGCUAGAGCGCAAUUUAGAGGCGGCCGUCUUUGGCGAAGACGACUUCGAGGACCGCUUCGAAGUGUCCUCUGACGAUAAUGAAGGCGAGGGGAAUGCGCCUGCUGACGAGGGCGAUGAGUUUGGCGGUUUGGCUGAUGCUGACCUCUUCAUGGUCGAUAAUGGCCUUUCUCAAGCGUCAGAGCAAGAAGAUUCGCAAGCUAUGGACUUGGAUGACGAGUCCUACCCUCCUGCAUGGCACGACAGCGAUGACGAGACAUUGCAGAUCUCCCUAUCAUCCAUUCCAAAGCUGCGUAAGCUGCGUCGAACGGAAGAUGAAGAUGUCAUCAAUGGGAUCGUCUAUGAACGACGGUUGCGUGCACAAUUUGAAAAGGUUUACCCAGUCCCAGAUUGGGCGCUUCCACCUUCGCGUCGCAAGCGUGUCCGCUCUGGAGAUGCUUCUGACUCUGCCUCUGAUGACUCUGGCGACGAAGCCGAAGUGACAAACUCAGCUGAUCCACUCAAGGCGCUGCUUGCAUCAUCGAAACCGCUCACACGCUUAAGCAAGGCUCGCACUCGGCAACCCGGCAAGCUCGCCAUCAAACGUCUCCGCGAUGCAAACCAGCAGGCGCCGUCGCAUUCAGCAAUUCAGACCAUGUCUUUCCAUCCGAGCUUCCCUCUGCUUCUGACCGGUGGUUACGAUCAAACCUUACGCAUCUUUCACAUUGAUGGCAAAUUGAACACACCUGCAUCGUCCCUAUAUCUGCGUAACGUGCCUAUUCAAAAUGCUGUCUUCCAACCUGACGGAAAGCGGGUGUUUGCAGGAAGUCGCAGAAAACACUUUCACAUUUGGGACCUCGAGACUGGUCAAGUCGACAAGAUCUCGCGCAUGUACGGUCACGAAAGUUUGCAAAAGUCUAUGGAGCAGUUUUCGCUGAGCCAUGACGGCAAGUUCAUGGCGCUUGCUGGAUCAGGUGGUUGGGUCAAUUUACUCUCGGCUGAUACGGGCCAGUGGCUGGACGCGGUCAAGGUGACAAAGGGCAUCAGUGAUUUGCGUUGGUUGCAAGAUGGCACCUUGAUGAUUGCAAAUUUGGCUGCUGAGAUAUGGGAUUACAAUCUAGCUGAGCGUCGGGUGCUGCGUCGAUGGACGGAUUAUGGUGGAUUGAAUACCACCAAGCUAGCAACCGGUGGACUGGAUGACCGGUGGAUCGCUGUUGGCAGCAAGUCAGGCAUCGUCAAUGUCUACGAUCGUCGCAAGACAGGCAACGAGAUAGCGCCUGUGCCAACGCGUUCGCUGGACCAAAUCACAACGAGCAUUCAUGAUUUGCAAAUCUCGAGCGAUGGACAAAUCCUGGCCAUGGCGAGUCGCGCUAAAAAGGAUGCGCUGCGCAUGGUACAUUUACCUUCGUGCACAGUCUUUUCAAACUGGCCAACGCAGAGCACUCCGUUGGGCAAAAUUGGCGGUAUCGCCUUUUCGCCUCAGACAGAGAUGCUGUCCGUGGGCAAUGAGGCAGGCAAGGUGACGCUUUGGAGUCUGAGUAACAUGUAGCAUAUUCUAAUGCAAGGCACGUUAGAGGAAGCCAGCUGAGAAUCUAUUAUAGCCAGCGCUCGAGGUAAUUGAGAUUAGGGUCAUCCAUGCGUCUUUCUC